Messenger RNA from Schistosoma turkestanicum, 861 nucleotides. The record is from the annotation of a GenBank genome assembly. NCBI's taxonomy places the organism in Eukaryota, Metazoa, Platyhelminthes, Trematoda, Strigeidida, Schistosomatidae.
UAAAUAUACACACGAAUCGUUUGACUUAUAAUUCUUAUAUUCUAUUUACAAAAAUAUAUUUGUUAUUAUAAUGAUUUAUCAAUUAUUAAUUUUAUCAUCAAUAAUUAAUUUUUUAACUUCAUCAGCCGUCAAUCAACAUAUCAAUCAUCGAAAUGAAUGGAAUAUAACACACUACAAACAACUUAAAUAUCGAUACAAUCAUUUUAUUUCAAAUCAAAAUCCAGCUAAUCCUUCAUGUUUUGGUUGUAAAGCUGCUGUAUGGAUGGCUAAAACAUUUGUUUUCGGUAGUAAACAAUUUGUUCAUCAACAUAUUGAAGUGACUUGUACAAAUUUAAAAAAUAUUUAUCAACCAUGUAAAAGAAUAUUAACUGAAUAUCUUGAUUACGGCUAUGAUUUAAUAUAUAAAUACAGUUCGGCUGAUCUAUGUGCACUUGCUGGAAUAUGCACCAAUCCACCGAAAAUUAACUUUUGUCCACUUUGUUUAAUGAGUGUAGCAGAAAGUAAAAACAUUUUAUUAUCUGAUUCAUUGUUAUUCGAAUUACAAUCUGUAUUUGUACAUGUAUGUGAUUAUGUAAGCUUACAAGUACCAUGUUCCGCAUUUCUGAAUGAACUUUAUGAAAAAACUGUGGAUAUCAUGAAAAGUAUUGUAGAACCACCAUUCAUUUGUCAGCUGGCUUCUAUAUGUAAUGCAACUUAUGUGGAGAAACUAAAUUACCCAUGAAAUUUCAUAAAAAAAAGGAACAUGUUUUCUGUUAUUAAAAGGAAACAACUGUUAUUACUGUUUUGGUAUCACCAAAAUGAAGUAAAUGAUAAAAAUUAUAGAUAUUUUAAAUAUUCAUUGUUUUGAUAUAAUUGAUAAAC